UUUGGGGAACCUGAGAAUAACCUGAAAGUGUUGCAUGAGGAGCAACUGAGGAGGAGGAAGCGGAAGAGAAGGCGGGGAGGGGGAGUGAAGGGCUUGGAAAGGAGGCAGAGCUUGCAGGAGGCUGCAGAAGCCGACUGGGCCUAAUAACGAGCAGGACUUUCCUGAGUUUUCAGGGGCCUCCUUGAGUCUGCAGCAGGGUGCAAGAGGACGGCGCUGCCUGAAGGAUUGAACGUGUUCUUACACACACACACACACACAUACCGUGCCAGCCUGAAGGACUCUGGGCUGCUGCAUGCUUUGGAUAAAGAGCAAGGUAAAUGUUGGGAGAGGAAGAAUGAUAGAAACCCAAUGGAUGGAGCUGCUAGAUGGGGGAAAAGGAAACAAGAGAGACUAAAAACUGGAGGAAACUGGGAGAACAGGAAUCAAUCCAAUGCUUUUCAGAAUGUAAUCCAGCAAAUAAUACAGCAAGCAGGAGAAAGAAGCCUGUGUCCUCCGUGUAGGAAAAGCUCCUCUACUGAACCCAGUUUCAAUCUUAGAAGGAAAUGAACACAAGUAAGAAACCACAUAAAUGCCUGGAAUGUGGAAAGAGCUUCAGAACGAGUGGAGAACUUACUAUACACCACAGAACCCACACUGGGGAAAAACCACAUAAAUGCUUGGAGUGUGGAAAGAGAUUCAGCCAGAGAGCUCAUCUUAUUGUACACCAUAGAACCCACACUGGGGAGAAGCCACAUAAAUGCCUAGAGUGUGGAAAGAGCUUCAGCACAAGUGGACAUCUUAUUAUACACCAUAGAACCCACACUGGGGAGAAACCACAUAAAUGCCUGGAGUGUGGAAAGAGCUUCAGCCAGAGAGCACAUCUUAUUGUACACCAUAGGACCCACACUGGGGAGAAGCCACAUAAAUGCCUGGAAUGUGGAAAGUGCUUCAUCACAAGUAAAAAACUUACUAUACACCACAGAACCCACACUGGGGAAAAACCGCAUAAAUGCUUUGAGUGUGGAAAGAGCUUCAGCCAGAGAGUACAACUUAUUGUACACCAUAGAACCCACACUGGGGAGAAGCCACAUAAAUGCCCGGAGUGUGGAAAGUGCUUCAGAACGAACGGAGAACUUACUGUACACCACAGAACCCACACUGGGGAGAAAACACAUAAAUGCCUGGAAUGUGGAAAGAGCUUCAGCACAAGUAGAAUACUUACUAUACACCACAGAACCCACACUGGGGAAAAACCACAUAAAUGCUUUGAGUGUGGAAAGAGCUUCAGCAAGAGAGCACAUCUUAUUGUACACAAUAGAACCCACACUGGGGAGAAGCCACAUAAAUGCCUGGAGUGUGGAAAGGGCUUCCAUACAAGUGCACAUCUUAUUAUACACCAUAGAAGCCACACUGGAGAGAAACCACAUAAAUGUUUUGAGUGUGGAAAGAGCUUCAGCCAGAGACCACAACUUACUGUACACCAUAGAACCCACACUGGGGAGAAACCGCAUAAAUGCCUGGAAUGUGUAAAGAGCUUCAGCACAAGAGGAGCUCUUACUGUACACCAUAGAGCCCACACUGGGGAGAAACCACACACAUGCUUGGAGUGUAGAAAGAGCUUCAGCCAGAGAGCACAUCUUACUGUACACUGUAGAACCCACACUGGGGAGAAACCACAUAAAUGCCUGGAGUGUGGAAAGAGCUUCAGCACAAGAGGAGCUCUUACUGUACACCACAGAACCCACACUGGGGAGAAACCACAUAAUUGCCUGGAAUGUGGAAAGAGCUUCAGCACAAGUACAAAACUUACUAUACACCACAGAACCCACACUGGAGAAAAACCACAUAAAUGCUUGGAGUGUGGAAAGAGCUUCAGCCAGAGAGCACAUCUUAUUGAACACUGUAGAACACACACUGGCGAGAAACCACAUACAUGUUCAGAGUGUGGAAAGAGCUUUAGCACAAGUAGAAAACUUACUAUACACCACAGAACCCACACUGGGGAGAAACCACAUAAAUGCCUAGAGUGUGGAAAGAGCUUCCGCACAAGUUCACAUCUUAUUAUACACCAUAGAAGCCACACUGGAGAGAAACUACAUAAAUGCCUGGAGUGUGGAAAGAGCUUCAGCACGAGUGGAGAACUAACUGUACACCACAGAAUCCACACUGGGGAGAAACCACAUAAAUGCAUGGAGUGUGGAAAGAGCUUCAGCCAGAGAGCACAUCUUAUUGUACACCAUAGAAUCCACACUGGGGAGAAGUUACAUAAAUGCCGGGAGUGUGGAAAGUGCUUCAGAACGAACGGAGAACUUAUUGUACACCACACAACUCACACUCUGGAGAAACCACAUAAAUGUUUGGAUUGUGGAAAGUGCUUCAGAACAAGUGGAUAUCUUAUUAAACAUCACAGAACCCACACUGGUGAGAAACCACAUAAAUGCCUGGAGUGUGGAAAGAGCUUCAGCCAGAUUGGAAAUCUGCAAACACACCAUAGAACCCACACUGGGGAGAAACCACAUACAUGCUUGGUGUGUGGAAAAUGCUUCAGCCAGAGAGCACAUCUUACAGUACACCAUAGAACCCACUAGGGAUGUUCAUGAACCAGUCUGGAGGCCAUUUUAGAGGUGGUGCUUCAAAGGUGGGACUGGCUCAAAGGCUCAGCGCCGGUGGUGUUGUGGUUCUUUAAGGGCAAUGGAGGGUGCACUUACCCCUCCCUCCACUUUCCCCCUCUCUGGUGCUCCAUCUUUAGCAAAAACCCAUGGAGCAGCAGUAUUCCUCCCUGCUGCCCCUUUCCUCAUCCUUGACUGGAAAUGGCUGGAAGUAGUGCAUGCGCCCAUCACUAUGGGCGCUCAAUGUGUACAUGCUAUGGGUGCACAUGCAGGGGCUUUUCCCGGCCAAGAACAGGAGAAGGGGCGGCAGGGAGGUAUGCUGCCGCCCCGUGCAUUUUGCUAAAAAUGGAGCUCCUUUUGGGGAAAAGCGGAGGGAGGGGUAACUGCACCCUUCCCCACCCUUAAAGAACCACUGCCCCCAACAUCAAACUGCAUCUCCGUGGUUUCAUGCACACCACUAGAACCUACACUGGAGAGAAGCCACAUAAACAACAGAAGCAUGGUGGAACAGUGAGAACCAGUGAGACACUUUUAUCCCUUCAUAUAAACUCUAUAGAAAAGGCAGGGAGGGGCGCCUUGGAGGUGGAGUAGCACUGUAUGUUAAAGAAGGGAUAGAAUCUAACAAGCUAGAAAACCUAGUUGGACUGGAGUCCUCCACAGAAACCCAUACAAGGCCUGAAAGGGAACGUGCUACUGGGGAUGUGCUAUUGCCCUCCGGAUCAAAAUGCUCACAGCGACUUCGAGUUGCCGGAGGAAAUCAGGGAGGCAUCAAGGAGAGGCAGGGCUGUAAUAAUGGGUGAUUUCAAUUACACACACAUAGGCUGGGUACAUUCAGUCAGGUAAUGACAAAGAGGUCAAAUCAGAUACGCUGAAUAACUGUGCCCUAGAAGAGUUGGUCUUGGAACCAACCAGAGAGAAGGUGACCUUGGACUUAAUCCUGAGUGGCAGUGGCACCCAGGACCUGGUGUGUGAUGUCAGAAUCAUCAACCCUUUUUAGGGAAAAGUGACCAAAUUCAGCAUACAUGCGGGGAGAGAAUCGCCAAGGAAGUCUAACACAGACAUUUUGAAUUUCGGAAGAGGAAACUUCUCCAAAAUGAGGAGUAUGGUGAAAAGAAAGCUGAAAAGGAAAAUCAGGAGAGUCACUUUGCUACAGAGUGCAUGGAGUUUACUCAAAAUCACAGUACUAGAAGGCCAGUUAGAUUGUAUACCCCAAAGGAGGAAAGGUACUGCUACGUCCAGGGGGAUGCCAGCAUGGCUAACAUUCUACAACAAUGGACAAAAACAUGUAUGAAAAUGUACUUCAUUGUCAUUAAUGGAUUCUGAAUACAGAAUCUGGAUCCCCUGUGUACCAAACACAGAUCACGUGCAAUUUAGCCAUCCAGAGCAUAGGCUAGAAGUUCAAACUCUCCAGCUCACAAGGAAGCCACAAAAGGGAAGAAGACUUCCUUCCGAAAUUGGAAGGCCUGUCCAAAUGAAGAGAACAGAAAGGAACACAAACUCUGACCAAAGAAAUGCAAGGUGACAAUAAGGGAGGCAAAAAGAGAGUUUGAGGAAUAUUUAGUUAAAUAAGUCAAGGGGAAUAACAAAAACUUCUUUAAAUGCAUCAGAAGCAGGCUAUCUGCCAGGUAGGCGGGUGGACCAUUAGACAAUGACGGAGUGAAAGGGAUUAUUAAGGAGGAUAUGGAGGUUGCAGAGAAGCUAAAUGAGUUCUUUGCCUCCGUCUUCAUGGCAGAGGAUACUGAGCAUAUACCUGUUCCUGAACCAGGCUUUUCGGGGAUGGAGGCUAAAGAACUGAGUCAGAUAGAAGUCACAAGAGAUGAUGUUCUAAACUGUCUGGAAAAACUGAAAACUAGCAAAUCGCCAGGGCUGGAUGGCAUCCAUCCAAGAGUCUUUAAAGAACUCAAAUGUGAAAUUGCCAACCUCCUUGCAAAAAUGUAUAACUUAUCCCUACAAUCAGGCUCUGUACCAGAGGACUAGAAAGUAGCAAAUGCAACACGGAUUUUCAAAAAGGGGUAAUCCAGCAAAUUACAGGCCGGUUAGCUUAACAUCUGUUCUAGGCAAAUUGAAGGAAAGCAUUCUGAAGGAUAAAAUUGUAAAGCACCUAAUAGAACAUGUCCCCCAGGGACUGGUGUACUGGGACUGGUGCUUUUUAAUUUAUUCCUUAAUGAUCUAGAAGCAGGGGUAAGCAGCGAGGUGGCCAAAUUUGCAGAUGAUACCAAACUCUUUCGGGUAGUGAAAUCCAUAACUGAUUGUGAAGAGCUCCAAAAGGAUCUCUCCAAACUGGGUGAGUGGGCGACAAAGUGGCAAAUGCGGUUCAAGUGUAAAGUGAUGCACAUUGGGACGAAGAACCCCAGCUUCAAGUAUAUCAUCAUCAUCCUCAAUAUCAAUUUGAUUACGGACAUUGGCCAGCAAAAAUAGGAGUAACAAAUAUACUCAAUACAACGAUCAAUAAAACAAUGCUAAAACACAAUAAAACAGAAUACAAUCACUCAUAAUAAAUUACUUAUAAACAAUAGACAGCUCUCUCAAUUAAGCACUUAAUAGGGACCUUAACCUAAUGGCAAUGUAGAAAAAUUUAGCCACGAUUGUUGUAAUCCCGGGGCUUGAAUCCGCGAGGCAGUAAUAUGUAUAAAAGAGCUCACACCUUCCGGGAAAUUUGAGUAACAGAGGGGAAAUAAGGUCUUCUCUAGCAUCCCGAUAUGUAGAGCGAUAUAGCAAAACAUGGGUGACAGUUUCCAGGAGGCCAACGCCACAAGGGCAGAAAACCACAAGAAGAUGAUCUUUAGCAAACCUCCGUUCCAAAAGAGAAGAGGGCAACACAUUAAACCGGGCCCGAGCAAAAAAGAGAAGUGGGCAACACAUUAAACCGGGCCCGAGCAAAUGAAACCCGAGAUUUAGAAAAAUGCAGCGUUGUUAAGAAGUUAGCACCUCUAUCUCCCAAGGUGGCAAAAUCCCAAAAUGUAAAGGGGACCAAAAGGUCAAGUGGAAACUUCAAUUAUAUGCUGAUGGGAUCUGAGCUGUUGGUGACUGACCAGGAGAGGGAUCUUGGGGUCAUGGUGGAGAACUCGUUGUAAGUGUUGACUCAAUGUGUGGAGGCUGUGAAAAAAGCCAAUUCCAUGCUAGGGAUCAUUAGGAAGGGGAGUGAAAAUAAAACUGCUAAUAUUAUAAUGCCGUAAUACAAAACUAUGGUGUGGCCACACCUGGAGUACUGCGUACAAUUCUGGUCACCACAUCUAAAAAAGGAUAUUGAAGAAAUGGAAUAGGUGCAGAAGAGGGCAACCAAGAUGAUCAGGAGCCUAGAGCACCUUUCUUGUGAGGCAAGGCUACAACACCUGGGGCUUUUUAAUUUAGAAAAAAGACUGUGGGGAGACAUGAUAGAGGUCUAUAAAAUCAUGCCUGGUAUGGAGAAAGGGGACAGAGAGAAAUUCUUCUCCCUCUCACAUAACCCUAGAACUAGGGGUCAUCCCAUGAAAUAGAUUGCCAGGAAAUCUAGGGCCAACAAAUGGAAGUACUUUUUCACACAACACAUAAUACACUUGUGGAAUUCUCUGCCACAAGAUGUGGUGACAGUCAACAACCUGGAUGGCUUGAAGAGGGGUUUGGAUAACGUCAUGGAGGAGAGGUCUAUCAUCGGCUACUAGUCAGAGGACUUCAGGCCACCUCCAGCCUCAAAGGCAGGAUGCCUCUGAGUACCAGUUGUGGGGGAGUAACAGCAGGAGAGAGGGCAUACCCUCAACUCCUGCCUGUGGCGUCCAGCGGCAUCUCGUGGGCCACUGUGCGAAACAGGAUGCUGGACUAGAUGACCCUUGCAGGGCUGUUCUUAAAUGCCUGAAGUGUGGAAAGAGCUUCAACCUGAAUAAACACCAUAGAACGCACACUGGGGAGAAACCACAUGAAUGCCUGGCGUGUGGAGAGACUUCAGCACAAGUGGAGCUCUUACUGUAUCCCAUAGAACCCACAUAGAGAAAACCACAUGAAUGCUUGGAGUGUUAAUAGAACAUCGGGAGGAAGGCAAGACUUACUGCACAUGAGCAAACCCAUAGAGCUUAAAAACCAUACACCUGACACUGCAGAGAAACCUGGGAAACUACCUCACUGUGUGAAAUAUCAAACCUUGUCCAAUUUCUUUUUCUCUUUUUGACUUGCUUUGACCCUUGUUACCUUCUGAGGGAAUUGAGGCCGAGUGUUCAUACUGGUGUGUUUGGUUCUGUGUUAAGAAUAAGUGUGCAUCAUUCGGUCCAACUGAUUCAUGAAUAUUAGUGUUUCACAGCAUUCCCUUGCUUUUCCUUGCCUACGAAUCCCGUUCUGUGUUGGUUGGUGUAGACAAUACUGAGCUGGAUGGACCAGUCGUGUGACUGAGUUCCGGAGCUUCAUAUGUCCGUCUGGAGCACGUCUCCCUCAGGAGUUGAGCCCCUGCUUUCCAUGCCAGAGGUCCCAGGUUCAAUCCCUGGCAGCAUCCACAGAGAGGGCUGGGAUAGAGGUUGCCUGGAACCUUGGAGGGUUGCUGCCAGUCAGUGUAGACCAGUGUUGAACAACUUUGUCCCUCCUGCCAUUGUUGGCUACAUCUCGCAUAUUUCUAAUUGUUGGAGAUGAACUUCCAGUGCAUCGACCUUUUGCACCAACUGUCCUAAUGACCACUAGGGGCAUUGGGAGUAGAGACAGUGAGUCAGGGUCUCCCGAUCUGUCCCCACUCUAUGACCCCUCAACGGACUCUGCAGCACUUCCUGUACUGAGUCACAAUCCUUCCUUUCCUCCUAGAGAUCAGAUGUAAACAUCUUUCUCUCUCUUUCCUUACCUAUCCAUUAUGUAGUCCUUUAGAUUAGAUAUAGGUCUUUCCUAUCUAAGUGUAUUUAACCAAUAAAUAUUUAUAGUGUUUAGUCAUACAAAGAUCUCCAUGUGUUUUCUCUACAUAGCUGCAAUAUCCAAACCAUCCUCUGCUACCUACUCUGUAACUGGAGUGUGUGCU
Messenger RNA from Hemicordylus capensis (graceful crag lizard), 7554 nucleotides. Its product is annotated as zinc finger protein 268-like. Gene Ontology annotation, biological process: negative regulation of transcription by RNA polymerase II. NCBI's taxonomy places the organism in Eukaryota, Metazoa, Chordata, Lepidosauria, Squamata, Cordylidae. The record is from RefSeq and is a predicted model, not a curated record. The coding region runs from base 543 to 2567 and encodes 674 amino acids. Gene Ontology annotation, molecular function: DNA-binding transcription repressor activity, RNA polymerase II-specific. The transcript has 2 exons.